UGCAAUCUCCCUUAACAACAAAAGAAGAAGAAGCUUUUUCUUGCCAGAUCGCGUCUCGUGUUUCUAAAAAGAUAUGUACCAUCAACGUAUUUUAGAUGUGUAGAUAACUGUUGAAUAACCGGGUAUUUUACUGCUAUCCAGCUUUAUACAGUACUACAGUAAUAGAUACCAAACCACACGAGGCAACUAACUAGCUAGCCAGUCAACUUGCAGCACAAUGGAGUUCCCAGAUGGUUUUAACCAGCUGGAGCUCUUGAAGACGCAUGGGCACCUAAUUCCCCGUGGAGGCCAUAGCCUGUGGCCAGGAAAGGAGGGGGAGGAGGAAGAUGAGGAGGAGGAGGAGGAGGAGGAGGAAGAAGAGGGGGAGCACAAUGAGGAGUGGUACACCCAGAGAGAGGAGAGGCUGAAGGGGAGACCACAGGAUCUCAUACUAUGGGCGGCAGAAAAUGACCGUCUGACGACAGUCCAGAGGUUGCUGUCAGGUGACCCUUCACUGGUGCACUGCAGAGACACAGAUGGGUACACCCCGUUACACCGCGCGGCAUACGGAGGUCAUGUUGCCAUGGUGCCCACACUACUGGUGGCGGGAGCGGACAUUGACCUCCGCACGGUCGAUGGAUGGACGGCACUCCAUAGUGCGUGUCGCUGGGGCCGCGUAGUCGUGGCAACCCUUCUUUUGCAUAGAGGGGCAGAGCUUAACAGCCAGACCAAUGGCGGGCUCACACCACUGCACCUGGCCGCCUCCCACACCAGCCGAUCACCUGCAGACUCCGCCCACACGCUUGAGCUCCUGCUCUCGCAGCGCCAUCUGCAGCCGUGGAUUGUCAGCAGCGGAGGAGAGACUGCGAGCGAGGUUGCCAGGCGGAGCGGACCGCAUCACUUCCUGUUUGAGAUGGUGGAAGACUCUAUUGGCGUGUUGCCUCCGUGCUGAACUCCCCUACCUCUUACCCUUGCUUGCUUCCAUGGACAUUUUGAAUGUGUACAUGUCUUAUUGCAAAUUACUCUCAAUGUGAACUCAGAAUAAACCACACUAGAACAAUACCAACAAAAACAUUGGUUCCCCUUCCAUGGUAAAUAUCUACAAUGGCAAUGCAAGUGUACAGUUUAGAGCGUACAUCCCACUUAUCUGAAGUCUUUCAGAAGCAUUUUUCCUCAACCAAAAAUAUCAUGAGCCUCCAUAAUAAAGUGGUGACGUGAUUCACAGCAACCCCCUGGAGCAGUACAAGGCGUUACUCUUCCUACUGGAUACACGUAGGCCUACACCUGUUUGUAGAACAGAAGAACUCAUACAGACGCCAAUAGGUUUUGCAGAUGAAGUUCAUAAUCCAACUGUAUUGGUUGUCAUGGGAACUGAGUGGCAGCUGUUUGAGCGGCCA
This is a messenger RNA of Osmerus eperlanus (European smelt), 1376 nucleotides long. RefSeq names its product ankyrin repeat domain 49 (gene ankrd49). The coding region runs from base 218 to 931 and encodes 237 amino acids. Gene Ontology annotation, molecular function: protein binding. Lineage: Eukaryota; Metazoa; Chordata; Actinopteri; Osmeriformes; Osmeridae. Gene Ontology annotation, biological process: positive regulation of DNA-templated transcription. The record is from RefSeq and is a predicted model, not a curated record. The transcript has 3 exons.